GGCAUCAGUUGGUUAUGUGUUGAUGGAUAUUGCCGUAUGGAAUGAAAUGGUUUUUUAUGAGGAUAUACGCAAGCUUCACGAGAAUGGUGUACACAAACUAUUUGAGUGGUCAGAAGCUGCUGCGGACGUAAAAGCAAGUGUUGAACGCAUCACUAAACAGUUUUUGGAUGCGGCCGUCAUUGAAUCGAUGAGCCCAAUGACGAAGAAUGCACCGAUGAAACUGGAAGGGUUUUACGAGUCUGUGUACAAUGCGAGGUGGCACCAUGUGGCGGAAGUUUCUGACGGCGAGGGGACGCGAAUGUAUUUGGGGGAGGGGGAACCACCGCAGCCAUGGAAGUACAAGGCAGUUGGCCCAACCCUCGAAAAGGAUGACGGUGCGGAGGAACCUGGUUCACCACGUCUCAGGCUGAUGGUGCUCACUUCGGACAAGGGAUGGCCGUACUCGUGGGAGGAGGAGGACUCCAUUCGUGACUGCUAUGUGAACUGUGAGGUGGAGCGAGUGUGGAAGAUCGUCAAAGGCGAUCUAACCGAAUUGUUCAGCACUCGCGUUGAGAUCGGCUUUGUGCCUGGGCGACGUGUGUUGAUUGGGACGCCCGGGAUGGGGAAGUCGAUGAAUGCCGGUUCGUACCUCCUCUACCAGCUGCUGCACCACGAUGCGGAGCAGCUCCCAAUGGUUGCGUACUUUAUUGGGAAUCGAACAUUUCUGUUUGACAAAAUCGCAAAAACGGUGUCAGUGUACAUGGGUGAGGCCAGUAUCCUCCGUAUUGUGGAUGGGUUGUCUAGGCGUGGUGUGAAAGGGUAUUGUAUCUAUGACGUGGCAAUGAAGGGUCAUCAACCGUCUAUUGGUUUGCCUUGCAAGGGAUGGGGCAUGAUUGUGGUGACACCACCAGAAAAAAACAACUACGAAUGGUGGGCGACUCGCAGGUGCGCUACGCGAAUCGUAAUUAAUUGUCCCGAAGAAAACGAUGUGAAGGCAAUGUGCGCUUGGAUGAAGCGCAAUCAGAUUCCGCAGGAGAAAGCGGAAUACUGGAAGGAGGUGAAUGGUCGCAUGAAUAAAGUGGGACCAAUUCUCUGCUUCAUCUUUGGCAAACAGGCAUAUGAUGACCGCAUUAAAGCGUGUCAGCAGGCCGUGGAUGGGAUGAACGCUUUGAAAUUCGAGGGUUACUUGGAUGUUGGAUAUUGUUGUUUGUCCAAUGACAGCGACUUGUCUCGAAAGCUUGUGAAGGUUGUCCGAGUACGACGAGGAUACAACAUUGAGUCGCCUCUGAAUGUACUGAUAUCUCCCCAUCUCGAACGUGAAACAUUGUCCAGGCUGGAGAAUGAAAUGAAGCAGUCCGAUUUUAUUUUGCUUGUUUUGAGGUUCUGGGAUUAUGUCCCACCAUAUCUUAUUGAAAAGUAUGCCGUAUCCGCAUUUUUGAAUGAGGAUUUCCUGCGUGCGAUAAGACUCAAAAUCAAGGAACUGAGGCCACCAGGACGAGGUGAGCCACACAGCUGUGCGCUGAAAGAGCACUCAGACACGAGCUUCACCAGAAAAGAGGUUCUACCGCCGCCCGAACGCCUUUCCAAUCCGGUUGCCAUGGACCACUGGGUGCUGUAUAAGCCGAAAGUACAAAACUUUCCGCUGGUGGACGGCUUUUUCUUUGUGGACACAAAUCCGAAGACGCUGGUUGGGCUGCGGAUGACUACGGCAAGUGAGCACCACAUCACCGCCAGCACUGUGAGGCGGUUCACUGAGUGCCUGGCGGCAUAUUUUGAGGGUUGGGACGAGUUAUCCCGAGACAUGUCGUGGGAGAUUAUUUAUGUGCAGCACGCAGACAGCACGCCGAUGGAGGAAUGGCAGAGAUGUGAUGUCGUCAAUUCCAAUAAUGUGGGCGACGAUGAAAACCGAGAGAUUGCGGCGUUCUGGAACGAAAAGGUGCGUCAGUACAUAGCAGCGGUAUCAUCCGCUGACGCCAGAAGAGGCGAAGUUCUCCGGAGUUGA
Molecule: messenger RNA, 1981 nt
Organism: Trypanosoma cruzi
Lineage: Eukaryota; Euglenozoa; Kinetoplastea; Trypanosomatida; Trypanosomatidae
Product: retrotransposon hot spot (RHS) protein, putative
Exons: 1
Source: RefSeq, a predicted model, not a curated record